ACUCCAGCCAAUGACGUCCCUUCAGCGUCUGUAUUUGCGGAAAUGCUGUUUCAGUACAGUAUGGUCUUGAGCUGAGGGUGCUGCUGCUAUCAUUACCAAAGCAUCCCAGGUGUGGCUCAUGAAGGUGGUUGAGUGAAUGCCAAAAGACCAAUUACUUCAACUGAAGUAUUUUUCCUCUUCAGAUGAAAAAAUGAACAAAAAAAACAGAUGAAAGAGACUUUUGGAGGAACUCUUGUCAACUUUAAGAGUUUAACUUCAAGCAGAUGCUCAGAUGUCUCUUGGUUGCUUUUCUCUGGAUUUCACCUCGAUCUAAACUUCAGUCAUGGGAAUCUUUCCCUUCAUGUCUAAGUUAAUGAGGAAGGGGAAGUAUCUGUUUCUUCUGUUGUUGUGCCUUUGCGUUGUAGCAUGGAUAGCAACAUUCUCAAGUGAUGACGGUGUUAAAACUGCCCAGGAGGACUUAAAUCCUCCUGACGACGUUAAGGGUGGCGGCGGGUUUCGUCAGCUGGAGCUGGAAUCAGAGAUGAUGCAGAGCAUGGAGGAGCAUGUGGAGGACCGUGCGGAGGAGCAGGCUCCCAAACAGAGCUGCCCAGAGCAUUCACCCCUGCUCCGAGGUUCUUUAAAGCUGUCAUUUGAGCCCUCGCUGACAAUAGAGCAGGUAGAGAGUGAAAACGAGGGGGUCGUGGAGGGUCAAUAUAACCCCUCUGACUGUACGGCCAGACAGAGUGUGGCCAUCCUUAUCCCUCACAGAAACCGAGAGAAGCACCUGCUCUACCUCCUCUACCACCUUCACCCUUUCUUACAGAGGCAGCAGCUUCACUACGCCAUCUAUGUCAUUCACCAGGCUGGAGAUGCUACAUUUAACAGGGCAAAGUUAUUAAAUGUUGGCUACCUUGAGGCUCUGAAAGACCAGAGCUGGGACUGUUUCAUCUUCCAUGAUGUUGAUCUGGUUCCUGAGAAUGAUCAUAACUUAUACAUGUGUGGGGAACAGCCUAAACACUUAGUAGUGGGGAGGAAUUCCACUGGGUACAAACUCAGAUACAAAGGUUACUUUGGAGGGGUUUCAGCCAUGACAACGGAGCAGUUCCACAAGGUGAAUGGCUUCCCAAACUCCUACUGGGGCUGGGGUGGAGAGGACGAUGACCUGAGAAUAAGGGUGCAACUUCAGAAAAUGACAAUAAUUCGGCCGUCUCCUGAAGUGGCGCGCUACACCAUGGUCUUUCACAAAAGAGACAGCGGCAAUCAAGUCAAUAAAGACAGGAUGCAAAUGUUACGCCGUACUCCUCAGAUGUGGAGGAAGGAUGGUUUGAAUUCCUGUUCCUACAGGGUUGUGUCUAUGGACAGAGUGCCACUCUUCAUCAACAUCACCGUGGACAUUGGCCAGCCGGAGCGUGAUCAUUGAGCGUGCCAUGUGUUUGGAUAUUAAAUUAAGACAUUUUGCAUUGAAACAGCAUUCACCAGUGCCUGCCAGUGCUAAUAUAGGUGUUGUUGCUCCACACCAGGUUGCACUAUGGAUCUGUCAUUUGGACCUGUAAGAUAAUAUGGCCAGAAUACUGAUCAAACACUACUUUUUAAGUAUUACAAUAGUCAAGUAGAAUUUAAAUAGAUUGAUAAGGUAUAGCUUUCAAGGUUGAAAAAAAAAAAAAAAUAAUAUUCAUUACUUCUAGUGAAGUUAUAGUUCCAUAUAAUGCAUUCUAUAUGGUUUGUAUUCAUUUAGGUCAUCACAGAAUAUAGCAAAACAUCUGGAAGUAAUGGAAAACAAAAGAGCUGUAACUGACUGGUCAGUAGAGAUAUGUUGUUAUGCACAUUAGACUUAAAUAUUGAUAUAGAUAUGAAUAGAUGUGGGCAGAGCAGGUGUAUUUUACAACAAGUUUGCAUGUUCUGUGAUGUUGAUUCCAGCUGAACAUGCUUCUACCAUCUGUCUGGUGGAAACUUAGAGAUUUUUAGUAGGUGUUUGGGUCCAGGGAUAAUGUUUAAUCGGGUCAGUUUCAUUUCAGUGAAAUGUAGCUGUAGAUGGGUUAAUUAUUUUACAUUUAGGCCAUUGUUUAAGACAGAACGGCUGUUCACUCAUAGAACUGGGUGGUGUUACUUUACUGACUUUAUGAUCAGAGAAAAAGAGACUUAGCAUAAUAUCAUAUGGUGGGCUGUCCUGGCGGGGUUUAUAUAUAAAAACCCUUAAAGGGGACAUAUCAUGAAAAUCUGAAAUUUUCCGUGUUUAAGUGCUAUAAUCAGGUCCCCGGUGCAUCUACCAACCCAGAAAACACGAAAAGGGACAACCCAGUAACUUUGUUUUGGUAAGCCUUUUCUGCAAGCAUGUGAAAAAACGAGCCGGUCAAAUUUCGCUCCCCUUGUUAUGUAGUAAAGGGAUCUUAUUAUAAUAUUACCACCCCUUAAUCUGCAUGUUUCCAUCCACGGCGCCACCAUUUUGUUUUCGCAAGCGACAACAGUGUACCAGUUCUAACACUGGUCCUGGAGUGCAGCUGUCCUGCACAGUUUAGCUACAACCCUGAUCAAACAUGCACCUGAAUGAAAUUAUUGAAAUUACUAAAGCUACGUGAAGGAAGGUAAGUUGGGUCGGAGCAAAACUCAGGACUGCAGGACAGCAGCACUCCAGAACGACCGUCCCUGAGCUCGUGAUAUGUCUCAGCUAUGUGAACAUUAUAUAUGAGUCUCCAUAAACUGCUGACAUCGGAGUCACUAAGGAUGCAGUGGUGUAAUUUUAUUUAUGAAGGGAAUGUGUCCAAAUAAAUUCAUAUACCAGUAUGUGCAAGUCAUUUUACACCAGACUGCUUUGCACACGAGGGUCAGUAAAACACAGGAUUUGCACAUAAGUUGAUUCUCAAAGAUGGAUCGAUGCCAACUGUUCAUCAUCCAAUUUUAUAUAUAUUUUGUGAUGUUUGUGCAAAUUGUCUUUCUGAAUGUGAUUCGUUAGCACGUUGCUAAUGUACCGUUAAAAGUUACCAUUGUUUCUUACUGUAUUCACGGAGACCAGAGCCAUGUUAUUUUUAUUUUUAACCCGAAAACACUUGCAGUUUGUAUAAUUCAUAAACGCAUCUGCAUUCUUAUUGUCUCUCCAACAGUGUGCAGCUUUAGCCACGUUAGCUGUGCAACACACUAUCAAACUCCUUCAGAAUCAAAUGUUAGCAAACAUCCACAAAAGACAUGCCAUACCUACGUGAUCUGAUAUGCUGCAUCACGAACAGUUUGUAAUGAUCCAUUUUGAGAGUUAUAUUUGCUGUGUGAGCUUCUCCUGAAUUGUUUAUGCCUCAGUGUAUUGGAAUCGCGAGCUUGGGGGCGGGGAGCACAAGCUCAUUUGCAUUUAAAGGUACACACACCAAUCAGCGCAUUUUUCUCCCACCCAAAAAUAGGCAGUUUAAAACAUGGUAUAAUAAAUGAUCUGUGGGGUAUUUUGAGCUGAACCUUCACAGACACAUUCUGGGGACACCAGAGACUUGUAUUACAUCUUGUAAAAGGGGCAUAAUAGGUCUCCUUUAAAAUAACUCAUACUUUCCUAAAGCGGAGUCUGACUAGAAACUGAUCUUGACAAGCUGAAUUUCAACACAAUAUGUCAGUGUAUUUUAUUUUACUGGUGAGUGUGGGGACGUGAAUGUACGUUUGGAUUUUAUAUGAACAAUUAUGAACUCCAAGAAUAUAGUUGGCCAGGUCAUUAUCUAGUGUUGUUGAAACUUGACAAACAGAAAUCAAGCAUUCUGUAUUUUUUUCGACAUUCUAGGUUAAAACAAUUACACAACUAUUAAAGUGCAUGAAGAUCAAAUAAAGUAACAAUAUACUUAUUUUUUAUUUCCUGAUAUAUUUGCUAUCACAUCUUUACUCAGUUUUUUACUCAAACUUUACAUUCUGUGACACACAUUUAAAAUACUUGGGUGUACCUGUGAACAUUAUAUGAAUUUUAUACUGUGAAAAAAAAAAAAAAAAAAAAUUGGGCAAAGGUUUGUGAAUAUUAUUUAGAACUUUCCACGAAUAGGGUGAAAAUUGGGAUCCCAUUACCAUUUGUACAGUAUAGCAGUAAGGGCACAAAUCAUGUUCUGUGAAAUGGGAAUUUAUAUUUUAGAUAAACUGUUAACUGCCAUAAAAUUACCACACAAGUACCUUUAAGCCCACUGAAUAUCUCUACAGCCCCCUUGAAAUGGUGAUUUUAAAAAGAAAUAUAAUAUAGUAUAAAUAAUAUAUUCGGUUUGACAUCCUGAGGUUUUUCUGAAGGUUGAGCACUGAUAAAUCUUUGCUGAAAAGGAAAAGGAAACUUUUUGUAAGAGUUUAAUGGCUGUUUUUGUACCCUUUUCAUGGAAAGUGCUUGCCACUCAUGCAGUGUUGAACCUGUGUGUAAUAUUGAAAAAUUCAGUUUGAUGAUGUUAAUACUCAAUAAAGAAUGACACAGA
This is a messenger RNA of Ctenopharyngodon idella (grass carp), 4394 nucleotides long. It is a transcript of the gene b4galt4, whose product is annotated as UDP-Gal:betaGlcNAc beta 1,4- galactosyltransferase, polypeptide 4. Gene Ontology annotation, molecular function: glycosyltransferase activity. Gene Ontology annotation, biological process: carbohydrate metabolic process. The transcript is spliced from 8 exons. Bases 323 to 1399 code for a protein of 358 amino acids. NCBI's taxonomy places the organism in Eukaryota, Metazoa, Chordata, Actinopteri, Cypriniformes, Xenocyprididae. The record is from RefSeq and is a predicted model, not a curated record.